This is a messenger RNA of Dermacentor andersoni, 2099 nucleotides long. RefSeq lists its product as uncharacterized. The record is from RefSeq and is a predicted model, not a curated record. Lineage: Eukaryota; Metazoa; Arthropoda; Arachnida; Ixodida; Ixodidae.
GCGGCACCUGACCCCUUUCUGUCGCGCCCGCGGGGCGGCGCGCGCGACACUGUCGGCCCGAAGGCGGGCGGUGCGAGCAACGUUUGUGCGAGCGGACAGAGACGCCGACGAGUGCAGCAGCGUGCCACGUCUUGCGCAUGUUUCUUAUUUGUGUUCCAGGAAUAUCCUGCUCCCCUUGUGAGCAAGCAUGCCUCGGUGUUUUGUGACAGGCUGCAGGAGUGGGUACAACUCAGUGCGAUCUUCAAACGAGAAGAGACAUUUUUUCAGGCCGCCGAAGACUCAUCCCCGCCUUCGCGAAUGGCAGCGUGCGAUUCCGAGGCUCGACAAAGAACUUUCCAGCUCUUGUGUGGUGUGUGACGUACACUUCCAGCCAGAAGACAUCGUUAAAGAUUUCGUGCACAACAUAAAUGGUGAAGUGGUCGCCAUACCACGUGAUAAGCGGGCGUUAAAGGAAGACGCUGUACCAUGUCUCUUUCCGAAUUGCCCGAAAUAUUUAUCAAAGCCCUCAAAGAAGCGCAAGCUACCCACUGUGAGACCAGCUCGUGAAGUUAAGCGCCGCAAGAAACAAAAUGGAGGCGAAAAUGAAAACGCAGUGCCCAAUGAUUCUGACCAUAGUGAACGAGUGCACUCCACGGACGACGCGGUUGCCAUCGAAAGCCCUGCAUCGCUCUUCGACGAGCUUUCGACCAUCGCUAAAGCGGGCGAGCGCGUGGAAAGCUGGUCGACGGAAGCAGUUGAUGAUACGGUUGUGCUGUUCAAACUUGUACUGGAAAACGCUAUUCCUCGCAUUGAAAAAGCCGUAACAAUAUCAAGCGAGCUUGAGCUAACUGUUAGUGCGAACGGCCUACUUGUACCGUCAACCAUCUAUGCCACAAACGCGUCCGUCCGUAACAAUAUCAAGCGAGCUUGAGCUAACUGUUAGUGCGAACGGCCUACUUGUACCGUCAACCAUCUAUGCCACAAACGCGUCCGUCCAAAGGACUUCACUUCGUGACUUGAAAUAUCUGCUCAGCUACACAGACCAAAUGAAACCGUGCGAAGGUAUCCCCGCCAAGCUCUAUCCAGAAAUCGAGUCAUCAACCGUUGCCACGAAAGGCGGCGAGACGUGGAGACGGAAGACAUGUACUGUCAUAAGCUUAAACACCACCUGCCCAGAAUGUAAGAUGCUAAGUAAGCUCUUCAUGGACCGUAUGAAAAAGCGCCAGCACCGAAAACCAAGACAAAGAAGCAUCUGUUUGAAACCAUUGAGUCGCAAAGCAAUACGGGCAACACUUAAAAGAGAAAAACUGAAACAUGAGCUUGCGGUCGUGAAGAACUCCCUUCGCAAUAUCACUGAAGCGAAGAUCGACAGUGCUCGCCAUGUUCUCCCAGCAAAGCAGCAGCUCUUGUUUAAGACAGCUUUGAUGGCAUCGAGGGCUCGGGCCAAAAAAAGGAGGCGGUAUGACGAGUGGCUAAUGACCUGCCUAUUGUUACGGAUAUCAAGUCCAAAAGCAUACACCCUAAUUUCGGACAUGGAACUGUUGCCGCUUCCUUCCAAGGCACGCUUGCAAUGAAUAAUCAGUGGCAUCCCUUGCAGGUUCGGCUUCAAUGAAGUUGCCUUGAGGAAUAUUAAGCUACACUUCCACGACAAGGAUCAGCUUAAACAGUAUGGUGUGUUACUGCUUGAUGAAAUCAAACUGAAGCAGGCUGUUGCAUUUAACAAAGCUUCUUGCAGAAUGGAUGGUUUUGUUGACUACGGUGACCUGAAAGCUGAAAACCCGAAUCAACUCGCAGAUCAUGCACUAGUUCUCAUGUUCGUGCCGCUCUUCCAGGGCUGGGUGCAGCCGAUAGCAAGCUUCGCAACAAGAGGAGCAGCACCUGGAAGGAUCCUUUCAAAGUUUGUAUUGAGCGCCAUCCUUGAGUUGCGCAAGAACAAUGCCUCGGUGCUUGCUGUAAUCAGUGACAGGGCCGGCAACAAUAAGUCAAUGUGGAGUCAUUUUGGGCUGUCUGGAAAGUUACAUUCCGCACGUCACUACAUUGAGAACCCUUGGGAUCUCUCCCAAAAGAUAUACUUUGUCUGUGAUGUUCCCCAUAUCAUGAAGUGCAUCAGGAAUCAUCUA